Hipposideros armiger (great roundleaf bat) is the source of this 6031-nucleotide messenger RNA. It is a transcript of the gene GABRB2, whose product is annotated as gamma-aminobutyric acid type A receptor subunit beta2. Lineage: Eukaryota; Metazoa; Chordata; Mammalia; Chiroptera; Hipposideridae. Gene Ontology annotation, biological process: monoatomic ion transmembrane transport. Gene Ontology annotation, molecular function: GABA-A receptor activity; extracellular ligand-gated monoatomic ion channel activity. Bases 393 to 1931 code for a protein of 512 amino acids. The record is from RefSeq and is a predicted model, not a curated record. Gene Ontology annotation, cellular component: membrane. The transcript is spliced from 10 exons.
ACACACACACACACACACACACACACACCCUAGAACCCGCGAGGUGCAAAAUUGCCUCCUGUAACUACCAAAACUUAACCAGCCACUCUGGUUGAUUUUGUCUUAACGACAGGACAGCAAAGAUUUUUACUGAGUCCUCGCUGACUUUUUUUAUAGUAUUCAAAUAUGUAUAUAUUAUACAUGUAUAUGGUUUUCCUUUUCCUCCUUUAAUUUCUUUUUUUUUUUUCCCCCCUGUGCAAGAAAAUCUGCUUGGUCCCAGGCAGCCGCUGCUGCUCCUUUGAUGUUUUGGUACGCCGUGCGCAUGCGCCUCACAUUAGAAUUACUGCACUGGGCAGACUAAGUUGGAUCUCCUGUCUUCAGUGAAACCCUCAAUCCCAUCAAAAACUAAAGGGAUGUGGAGAGUCCGGAAAAAGGGCUACUUUGGGAUUUGGUCAUUCCCCUUAAUAAUCGCCGCUGUCUGUGCGCAGAGUGUCAAUGACCCUAGUAACAUGUCCCUGGUUAAGGAGACGGUGGACAGACUCCUGAAAGGCUAUGACAUACGUCUGAGACCAGAUUUUGGAGGUCCGCCUGUGGCUGUGGGAAUGAAUAUUGACAUUGCCAGCAUCGAUAUGGUUUCUGAAGUCAAUAUGGACUAUACCUUGACAAUGUAUUUCCAACAAGCCUGGAGAGAUAAGCGGCUGUCCUAUAAUGUAAUACCUUUAAACCUUACUCUGGACAAUAGAGUAGCAGAUCAGCUUUGGGUGCCUGAUACCUACUUCCUGAACGAUAAGAAGUCAUUCGUGCAUGGAGUGACCGUCAAGAACCGCAUGAUCCGCCUGCACCCGGACGGGACUGUCCUGUAUGGCCUCAGAAUCACAACCACAGCUGCCUGCAUGAUGGACCUAAGGCGCUACCCACUGGAUGAGCAAAACUGCACCUUGGAAAUUGAAAGCUAUGGAUACACCACUGACGACAUUGAGUUUUACUGGCGCGGCGACGAUAACGCAGUAACAGGAGUAACAAAGAUCGAACUUCCGCAGUUCUCUAUUGUAGAUUACAAACUUAUCACCAAGAAGGUGGUGUUUUCCACAGGUUCCUAUCCCAGGUUGUCUCUCAGCUUUAAGCUUAAGAGAAACAUUGGUUACUUUAUCCUGCAAACGUACAUGCCUUCCAUCCUGAUCACUAUCCUCUCCUGGGUCUCCUUCUGGAUUAAUUAUGAUGCUUCUGCUGCAAGAGUGGCAUUAGGAAUUACAACUGUCCUUACCAUGACCACCAUCAACACCCACCUCCGGGAGACUCUCCCUAAAAUCCCCUAUGUGAAGGCCAUUGACAUGUACCUGAUGGGGUGCUUUGUAUUUGUGUUCAUGGCCCUUCUGGAAUAUGCACUGGUCAACUACAUCUUCUUUGGGAGGGGACCCCAACGCCAAAAGAAAGCAGCUGAAAAGGCUGCCAGUGCCAACAGUGAGAAGAUGCGCCUGGAUGUGAACAAGAUUUUUUAUAAAGAUAUUAAACAAAAUGGGACCCUAUAUCGAUCCUUGUGGGACCCAACUGGAAACUUCUCCCCAACUAGACGGACUACCAAUUACGAUUUCUCUCUGUAUACGAUGGACCCCCAUGAGAACAUAUUACUGAGCACUCUUGAGAUAAAAAAUGAAAUGGCCACGUCUGAGGCCGUGAUGGGACUUGGAGACCCCAGGAGCACCAUGCUGGCUUAUGAUGCGUCCAGCAUCCAGUAUCGGAAACCCGGGUUGCCCAGGCAUAGUUUUGGCCGAAACGCCCUGGAACGACACGUGGCACAGAAGAAAAGUCGCCUGCGGAGACGUGCCUCCCAACUGAAAAUCACCAUCCCCGACUUGACUGAUGUGAAUGCCAUAGAUCGGUGGUCCCGCAUAUUCUUCCCCGUGGUUUUUUCCUUCUUCAACAUCGUGUAUUGGCUUUACUAUGUGAACUAAAACAUGGCCUCUCAUGGGAAGCAAGGACUAGAUCCCUCCUCAUACCAGAUGUACAGCCUGACGUAGGACUUGGAAAACACAUCAAUCCAGGACAAAAGUGAUGCUAAAAUACCUUAGUUGCUGGCCUAUCCUGUGGUCCAUUUCACACCAUUUGGGUUGCUUCUGCUAAGUAAUGAAUACACAAAGGUCCUUGUGGUUUUCCAGUUACAAUGCAAGUGAUUUGUACACAUGCUGACAAGAUUGAGUCUGAGCGUUCCACUUUAUCUGCUUAGUAUGCAGCCUACACAGAGGGGAAUUACCUAGAAGACAUUCCUAGAAGGCCUGAUAGCACUGUCAGUCAUUUUGCCAAGAAGCGGUCAUAUCCAGAUACUUCCAUCUUCAUUCCUAAGGUUGGCAUGCUGUUGAGACGGCACCGUGCUUAGAAAACAUUACCCUCAGUGCCAUGUGAACAUGCUUAUGGAAGAUGGUCUGUGCCUGUCAUUAUUAAGGUGAUAACGGUGCCAUGGGAAGAUAAGUCCCACUGGAUUCUAGAAGGUUCUCAUGUAGUUCAAACAAGGUAGGGGGAGUCAGGACAGAGACUCAGGAAACCAACCUGGCCAGUUUCUGCUUGCGUGAACACAGGGUAUCAACCAUGACAUCUUCCAUUUUGACCUUUAGAGACCAGGAGACUUCUGAAAGUUACCAUGCAUGGUGGCCAAAGUAAUUUUUCCAGAAAGCUGUUUCCCAGAUGGUUAAAAGAAGAGUUAACAACCCAGAGCAGAGUGGAAAAUCCAGAAAUGACUGUUGUAACAAAAUUAAAGUAAGCAAGCAUCAUGACCCUUAUCGGCCCCACACAGCAUCUAGUCCAUAUAUAGUGUGUUCAGUGGCAAAAGGUAGAAAGACUUCUUUUUCCAGCCUCACAAGCUUUUGACAGCAUACCGUCAGAGGUUUGUAUAUUUUAUGUAAUUAAAAGACAAUCACAAAAGGGAAAAGUUAGCCGAAUGAGCAUUAUCAUAGCUGUAAGUUAGAUUAGAAGUCAUUUAAAUACGCUAAUACAGAGCACAGAUGAAGCGAGCAAACAGGUUGCUCUUCUCCCACAGUGGCAGCUGUCUGCAACAUUUCCCCGUAAGUUUCUUUCUGACUUUAAUAGGGAAUUUCAAAAGAAGGACUUGUUCGUUUCUGUAAAGGAUUAAUGGUCCUUUCCAGCCUUUCCUGCUUCUGAAAUUCUGACUAUAUUCUUAGGAGACAAAGUAAGGCUUCAGAAAGAUUGAGUGAACUCUGUCUCUUUAUGUGCAAUGAAGUUCACCCUUGUAUUUUUCACAGCAAACAAUACUUCAAACAUUAUGUGCACAAGUUAGUUCAUGGGUUUGUUAGGUUUGAUUUUUUUAAAAGGGUGCUUUCAUUGUGUAUGUUGCAACCUUUCUAAUCAAGGAAAAUAUGAAAAUGAAUGGAAAAAUAGGAUAACAACAAAGCCACAUUAAGAUGAUGAAGGUUAGGAGCCCCAGUUGAUACUGUGGGAAAAUAUUUAACUGAUAACCGGGUAGGCACGAUGUAUUGUUUUUAUUCCAUUUUUAAAUUUUGUCAUUGUGCUUCUUUCUAUACUAAUUGAACACCCGCAUUUCCUGUGUUGGACAGGAAGGAGAAUAAGCUCAUUUAUUCCCAUCAGUGUGAGGCUCGUAUUUUCCUUUUCUUGGAGAAAAUAGUGAAUUUUCCUUCAAGUUUGAUUUGAUUGAACUUUUUCUUGGAGGAUGACUUUGCUAUUUCUGUUUAACAAAACAAAAACCACUUCCUUUCAGAGUAACAUUCCUAAUUGUGCAUAGGCCAGUAUCUGCCUGUGGAUAAAAUGUUGUUUUUUCCCCCCUAAUGAUUCAGCAGUUUGGAAUAUGAUACAGUCCUGCUGCCCUUUUAGUCCAAGUAUCCAAGAGGGAAAAAAAAAGAAAGAAAGAAAAGAAAAAAUAAAAAGGUUUAGCAUUUAAUUUUCUGAAUUUGCCUGAAGAUCAGUUGGUAUUUUUCGUCCCCCACCAGCACAGGGAACUGUGGCCCUUAUUUUUUUAUUAUACACUUGAACACCUCUGAGUAUGAUCUCUGGGCAGAACCCAAACAAGAUUCUGCUUAUGGGCUCAGAAUGGAGAUUCUUCAAGUUUCUCCAGGGACACACUUUCUCCUAGGCAAUCAUUUUGGGGCAUCACACUGAUAAAAGUGCCUGCCCUUUGUUGCCAGGGGUUAGUCUGAUUAGCAUAUAGCAGGAAGGAGCAUAUCAAUACCUCAGGUGCGCACCUCCAAAAGGCCAUUCCAAAAGGUUUUUCUAGAGGCAGCUCAGAGCCCAGGUCUAGAAGUGGGUUCUUAUUUGCAAUUAUCACAAAAGCCAUAAAAUUCCUUGAUAUUGUCACUUAAAAAUUAGAUGUUCAGAGAAGUCAACAGAGUCAUCUAGAUCAAAGAGGAAAGAAGAAACUUAGCAGUGUGAGUGUCAAAAGCAUAUAACCAGGGAUUCAUUUCUGCUCCCAGUGAUAAGAAGAAACUAGGACAAGGAGAAAAGAUGGGACCUUGGAACAGAUGCCUAGAGCAAAAUCCAUCUAUUGGCAUUCAAUAACCACACAGGUAGAAACAACCAAUCACCCUGCCCGAGGUAACAAUAGAUAUAGAAUGUGUUAUUAAACUACAUUUUUACUGGGGUUGAAUUAAAUUGUAGUCACCAAAUUGGGGAAGGGUUGGGGAGGGGUGCUAGAUCUCAUAAAUCUACGAAGACCCGUCAGCUCCAUAUCCAAUGGUUAAAUUUAAGGACCACAAAAGUGUGUUCUGGCAAUUCUGAUAUGGUAGUACUGUCAGUUUAUACAUAUGCAUAUACUUUUGAUUAUAAAACAGCCAGAUAGCCAGCAAUUAAGGUGUUUUUUCAUCUCUGUGAAAUUCAUAGGCAAAUUCUGACUCUAAAAUGCACAGCCUAAAUGAAAUAUUUGCUCUCAAUCUGUAUAUAUAUAUAGUACAUGACUGCUAGUAGGUAUGAAAUGCAUUUUCAGAAUUGAAAACUCAUGCAACAUAAUCAUGUGUUUGCAUAGGGAAUGUUACAAUUCUUUCCACUGCAAUUUACUAACAGGAAAAGACUUCAGCAGUGCCAUCUAGACCUUUUCUCUUCUCAUUUCUUCAAAAGCAGUGCUAAGUUACAAAUAAUAAUAAUAAUAAUAAUAAUAAUAAUAAUAAUAAUGGUUUAUGAACCAAAAGACUUUACAUUCUAGCAUUAGGAACCACACAAAAAAACUGUCCGCUUAAAAAAAGCACAACACGUAGACAAAGUUCAGUGGAAAGCCUAAUGGGAAAUGAAUCACAUUUAUUUUAAGCAAGCCCUGCAUCGAAUUGGCAACUAAGACACUUUUCAUUUUCUAUAGAUAACUGUGUUCCACUUUUUUCAUUAGUUCCAUAUUCACCAACAAAAGCAGCCAAAAUAUCAACAAAACAACAGGUAUGACAACAAUGUACAUGUAUAUAUGUGUAUAUAUAGAUCCAUAUAAACAUACAUACAUAUGUAUGCAUUCAUUUGUGGUAAAACAAGAGGAAUAAACUAAUAUGUUUUAUUUCCUUCAUUAAACCAGUGUAUGAAUAUUUUUAAUUUGGCCACCAACAAAUCCACAUGUUGAAACAAGUGAUACAGGGUACUGAGCAUUCCUCUAGCAGCGAACCAAUGCCUACAGUUCCUACAAACCAUUGCACAGUUUGACACUACGAUUGCGCUGUACCUCAGAAAUUAACUAGUUCUCAGAUCGCUUGUCUACUUGCUCUCUUUUUCAAGGAAACACAUAACAUUGUCCAUUGGUGAUUUAAGAAUAAAACUGUCUUAAGAAAACAGAAAAUGAUUUUAGAAAAAUCCUUCUAGGAGGAGGAAAAAAAAAAAGAAAACUAAACCCCACCAUGUUGGUUAGGGCAAAUACUCUCAACUGUAGCAAUCACACCAUUUUGCUAAGUGUACAGAGUUCCAUGUAAUGUGAGCAACCAUCACUUUCACUGAGCGUAUGUAAAUAUUAAAACAGAUUUCUUAAAUAUUUUUAACUUCUAAUUUGUAUUUUAUGGUAAGGCAAUGUGCUAAUUCUGUUUAUGGCUUACAUUGAUGUGUUAUAAUAUUAUGUAAAUAA